Messenger RNA from Carassius gibelio (silver crucian carp), 4016 nucleotides. RefSeq names its product chondroitin sulfate synthase 1. Gene Ontology annotation, molecular function: glucuronosyl-N-acetylgalactosaminyl-proteoglycan 4-beta-N-acetylgalactosaminyltransferase activity. The record is from RefSeq and is a predicted model, not a curated record. Gene Ontology annotation, cellular component: Golgi cisterna membrane. Lineage: Eukaryota; Metazoa; Chordata; Actinopteri; Cypriniformes; Cyprinidae. The transcript has 3 exons. The coding region runs from base 381 to 2783 and encodes 800 amino acids.
CGGUUGAGCCGCGUCGCCGCAGACGCGUUUCAAGCACUCGCGUUCACUCACAAUGGCGAGACCGUCGCGAGGAUGAGGAUACAGCCGCGCUCCUCGAGUCAGCAGACCGUUAAUGUCCACUGACCGAUUACCGAUUCAGACUCGAAACGACGGAGGUAACGUUACCUUUACGAACCCGAUCGUGGCUCGCGGGAGAGUUGGUGGUUAGAUGGCAGCGGCUGGUAAAACACGGGGACUGGAGCGCAGCGGCGGCACACGGUGACCAUGCUCGGACCCAAACCCAGCGCUCUGGACGGGACUGCAGCAGCGGGCGGCGUUUGAAAACAAAACAAACAAACCGAAGGCGUUAAGAAACGAAAGCCCUGUGAGUGUUCUCUGAGAUGGCAGGCAGAAGCCGCAGGUCGUGGUUCAGCGUGCUGCUGGGGCUGGUGGUCGGGUUCACGCUGGCGUCCAGGCUCAUCCUGCCCCGAGCCACCGAGCUCAAGAGAGCGGGUCACAAGCGGCGCGCAAGCGGCGGCGCGGGCGGCUGCGGAGGAGGAGCGGGGAUGAUGAUGAUGAUGAAGGAGUACGGAGCGCCGCUGAUGCCCAGCACGGAGAAGCCCGCGGUGCCCCGGUCCAGCAGUUUCUUGUUCGUGGGCGUCAUGACCGCGCAGAAGUACCUGAACAACCGCGCCGUGGCGGCGUACAGGACCUGGGCCAAGACCAUCCCGGGCAAAGUGGAGUUUUUCUCCAGCGAGGGUUCAGACACGACGAUCCCCAUCCCCAUCGUGGCUCUGCAGAACGUGGACGAUUCGUACCCUCCGCAGAAGAAGUCCUUCAUGAUGCUCAAGUACAUGCAUGACCACUACCUGGACCAGUUCGAGUGGUUCAUGCGAGCCGAUGAUGACGUCUACAUCAAAAGCGAGAAGCUGGAGAGCUUCCUAAGGAGUCUCAACAGCAGCGAGGCCAUCUUCCUUGGCCAGACGGGCAUGGGUGCCCGCGAUGAACUGGGCAAGCUGGCCCUGGAACCGGGCGAGAACUUCUGCAUGGGCGGCCCUGGUGUGAUCAUGAGCCGUGAGGUGCUGCGCAGGAUGGUGCCCCACAUCCGCCAGUGCCUGCAGGAGAUGUACACCACCCACGAGGACGUGGAGGUGGGUCGCUGCGUGCGCAGAUUCGCCGGCGUCCAAUGCGUCUGGUCCUAUGAGAUGCAGCAGCUGUUCUAUGAGAAUUACGAGCCAAACAAAAAGGGCUACAUCCGUGAUCUCCACAACAGCAAGAUCCACCGGGCCAUAACCCUUCACCCCAACAAGAACCCGCCGUACCAGUAUCGCCUGCACAGCUACAUGUUGAGCCGCAAGAUCGCGGAGCUGCGCCACCGCACCAUCCAGCUCCACCGCGAGAUUGUGCAGAUGAGCCGCUACAGCAACACCGAGGUGAACAAGGAAGACCUCCAACUGGGCAUGCCUCCGUCCUUCAUGCGCUUUCAUCCCCACCAGCGGGAGGAGGUGCUAGAAUGGGAGUUCCUCACGGGCAAGUACAUUUUCUCGUCCUCAGACGGGCAGCCUCCACGUCGGGGCAUCGACUCCUCGCAGAAGAUGGCGCUGGACGACAUCAUCAUGCAGGUUAUGGAGAUGAUUAACGCCAAUGCCAAGACGCGAGGAAGAGUCAUUGACUUCAAAGAGAUCCAGUACGGAUACCGAAGGGUCAACCCCAUGUACGGGGCGGAGUACGUACUGGAUCUGCUGCUGCUCUACAAGAAGCACAAGGGGAAGACCAUGACGGUUCCUGUAAGGAGGCACGCCUAUCUCCAACAGACCUUCAGUAAGAUCCAGUUUUUGGAAGACGAGGAGAUGGACGCCCGAGUCCUGGCUGCCAGGAUCAACCAAGACUCGGACUCGUUGUCCUUCCUGUCCAACUCUCUCAAGAUGCUCGUCCCAUUCAAACUGAGCAGCCAAUCUGGCAUCAAACAACACGAACCCAAAGAGAAGAAGAUCAACAUCCUUGUGCCCCUGGCGGGACGCUACGAGAUCUUUGUGCGCUUCAUGGCCAACUUCGAGAAGAUUUGCCUGAUUCCCAACCAGAACGUCAAGUUGCUGAUUCUGCUCUUUAGCACAGACAACAACACGGAGCGCAUUAAGCAAAUCGAGCUCAUGAGGGAGUAUCACAUGAAAUAUCCCAAAGCCGACAUGGAGAUCAAACCAGUUUCUGGACCCUUCUCCCGUGCUCUGGCCCUAGAGGUCGGCUCGGCCCACUUUACCAAUGAUUCCUUGCUCUUCUACUGUGACGUGGACUUACUGUUUACCCCCGACUUCUUGACCAGAUGUCGUGGGAACACCAUACUUGGGGAACAGACGUACUUUCCCAUCAUCUUCAGCCAGUAUGACCCUAAGGUUGUCUAUGCAGGCAAGGUGCCCAGUGACAACCACUACGUGUUCACAUCCAAAACAGGCUUGUGGAGACACUACGGUUAUGGGAUCGUCUGCAUCUACAAAGGAGACUUGGUCAAAGCGGGUGGCUUUGACGUCUCCAUCCAAGGCUGGGGACUGGAAGACGUGGACCUCUUUAACAAAUUCGUCCAGUCCGGGAUCAAGCUGUUCCGCAGCACGGACACCGGAAUCGUGCACGUCCACCACCCUGUUGUUUGCGACCCAAACCUCGAUCCCAAGCAGUACAAAAUGUGCCUGGGAUCCAAAGCAUCCUCGCACGGCUCCACGCAGCAACUCGCGGAGCUGUGGUUGGAGAAGAACAACCACGGCUUCCGAAAGAUCUCGAACUCUAAUAACGAUUCAGUGAGGACAGAAUAGACCCGGCAAGUGCACACCCAACUGUCUGUCUUCCUCUCUAUGGAGUUUUUUAACUACCUUAUUUAUUUUUUACUGAAAAGACGUCUGUGGAUAUAUUUUGACAUAAGAACUGGUUUUGUAAACUGUACAGGAGCAGCGUGACAUCUUUAGACUCUGAUCUUUAUUUUUUUUUUAGCAGUGUAAGGAUCAUUGACGUAAGGAGAUGUAUUUUACCAAUCCAAUAUUGAGCAUUAUAUUUAUGCCACCUCUCAUACAAACUGCUGUGUACCUCCCCUGAAAAUGCGUUGCGAUGGUAUCGGAGAGGGAGUUUGGACACGGACAUGUGGUGUCUGGCAAUUGGUAAAUGUUUAUCUGUGAAUGUUUACAGAGAGCUACGAACAAGUGAUUCAUGCUUGGGAAGGGGGAUCUAUUAAAUAACAAUCUUAAUUGUGACAAUUAAGGGCCAUUGAUCAAAAGUUUCUAAUUUUUGGCUUUUGGUUUGUUUUUCCAGUUUAUUUGUCUUGGGAAAUCCAUAAUAACACUGUUUUGUUUUCAGUGAUUUUGAUUUAUUUUUAUUGACUUCUGUGAAUGAAACUGCUGGAUGUAGAUCUUUCCAACUCAUUCCCACUGUCUAAUUUAUUGAACGUUCGGUCUCGUAUGAUAUCGGCUGAGGUUAUGUAUAGUAGAGAUCGUAUAACCAUCUCAGUCAUGGAUAGUGUUUUUGUUCCUCUACAUCUUCCUCUCUCUAUCUUGAAUGGCUUUGAUUACCAAAGACUUUUUUGCACAGUUGCUGUAGGUGAUUUUUUUUUUUUGUUCGAGCAUGCUUGUGUAUGUGUGCGUGUGUGGAUGUCCGAAUACAAAGUGGUGGAGCAGGAAAACAUGAAUUGUACUGUAGGAUGGCGGUACCGAUGACCAGAUUUCUAUUCUACAUGGCUCUAUGAACGCAUGUCGACAACAUACCACUUAGCGAUCUAUUUUCUUGUUUCAUUCGAUCAGAGUUCGUUUGCUCCUGUUUGUUAUUUAAGUACAGGCCAUUCUCAUGUGAUUGAGCCAUGCACUCCACAGGGGGAAUCAGCCUAAAUUGCCGCCUAGCCUUCCAAUACGAGGACUGAUCUCCCACAGCAGUCGGUUUCUUUUUUUUUUUUUUUUUGCGUUCCUUUCUGGGGCAUUUUCAUACUUCAGUUCUCUGUUAGCCCCAAUACAGCUGGGACAAAAGUUUUAUAUUUAAUAAAAUAGAAAAUGUUUAUCAAAAUG